CUGGUGUGCUCCCUCGCCGCGCGUCACUACACCCGUGACCGUCAUAUCCGUCAAGCCGGUCAUCGUCUCCUAGUACAUAGAUAAACCAAUCCGCCGCCGAUCGUCCCUCCGCGCCUCCAGAGCAUGUCGGGUGCUCUCAACGGCCUCUUGGAGACUCGCGCAUAGUUUGUGCGCAGCGGAGCCAUGUAUAGAGCGGGUUCUGUGUGCGCACUGAGUGUACUAGUAUCCCGACGUCGCUGUUGCACGUUCACCAGGCCCUACCGUACGUAUCCGCCGUGCAUACCGUUCCGUGCCAGGCGACCUCUACGGCUCGUUCAGCAGUACUUCGCAUGCAUCGUACCCACCGUGAAUCGCAAUCACCCACGCCCGCAGAAGCUCAGCUGCUCAUCGACACUGGAUGAUUCCUGUGUGCAUCAUUGCACGGUAUACAAGGUACAGAAUCUCACUUUGGCUGGUGCGUACCGCUCUCAACCAUGCGGCACGUAUGGUCGACUGGCUGGUCAAGCGAGACUCGUCGGCUUCCCCCGUCUGCUCUCCCGGCAUUUCCGCGAAUUUUACUCCCGGGCAGUGAAACAGCUCACAUCGUUCUACAACUUGAACGGGUCGCUUAUUCUAACUGAGAGCGGUAGCGUUCCGGGUACGACAGGUCGGGGAUAUGCCGCAGGGCCCAUCAUGCAGGUAAGCGUUGUAGGCUAGGCAUAGCUGACUGGCGCUGGGUUGCUUGAUAGGCGAGCGAGUGUAGCGACGGACGGAGACUCUACAUAUGGGAGAGCCUGAAAUCUGACAUGGCACUUCCAAGAGUUACGCCGUGUCUUCUCCAGGACGGGUCGCACUGCGCCCAAGGACACUGGCUCUCCGUAUUCGAUUGUCCACGGUCGUACUGGGUGGCAGUACUUUGUUCGCUGCUAGCCAGAUGCCACUCACCGUACGGCUUCAACGAUCAUGAUAUCGCGUCACUGGGGCUGUGCGGUCCUUGAUUGUGGGCCACUACCCUCAAGGAUUUC
Messenger RNA from Rhodofomes roseus, 1004 nucleotides. RefSeq lists its product as uncharacterized. The record is from RefSeq and is a predicted model, not a curated record. The transcript is spliced from 6 exons. NCBI's taxonomy places the organism in Eukaryota, Fungi, Basidiomycota, Agaricomycetes, Polyporales, Fomitopsidaceae. The coding region runs from base 184 to 696 and encodes 170 amino acids.